AUGCAAGAGCGCCGCAGCACGCCGGCUCCGCCUGCGACUCGGCGUCGGCAGGCGCGGCUGCGCCCGGCGACAGCACUCUCUCUUCCAGGCCGGACGCUUGCGCUCGCUCCGACGGCCCUCGUCGCCCAGCCUCGCCGCCAGGGAACCGACGACGACGACGCCGCCUUCACUGUCGCGCCAUGCCGUCGCAAGCCAAAGGGGGAAGCGCAAUCGGCGGCGGCGACAGCGGUACAGCAGCAGCGUCCGCGACGCGCAGAGCGUCGUCCGCAGCUCAGCCUAUCGCAGGAGUUGACAGCGCCGUUCCGCGCGCACGUGCCGGCCGCUGUCAGUCGCGCGCGUCGUCGCCUUGCUGCGCUGCUGCGGUGCGCUCCGCGCGUUGUCCGGCGACCCGACCUCGUCGACGUCCUGCGCCCGACUGACGCCGCUCCGCGGCGCGCUCGAUUCCCCCCGACAGGCGGGCGCCGGCAGAGCCCCUGGCGGCCGGCCUCCGCACGCAGGUGCUCGCGGCGGGGCCGCGGCGCGGCGCCACCUCCGCGGCCCCUCCCACUACUCGCGCGGCCCGCGCCGUCUCCCUCCCGCCGCUCUGGGCGGCGCCGCAGCCACGGCGGUUGCGCGCUGCGCGCUCUCCAAUUCGAAGACGCGGCGGCCGGGAGGUUGGGCCUGUCCGCGGACAGGUGA
Messenger RNA from Schistocerca gregaria, 678 nucleotides. Its product is annotated as serine/arginine repetitive matrix protein 1-like. The transcript has a single exon. The record is from RefSeq and is a predicted model, not a curated record. The coding region runs from base 1 to 678 and encodes 225 amino acids. Lineage: Eukaryota; Metazoa; Arthropoda; Insecta; Orthoptera; Acrididae.